Messenger RNA from Grammomys surdaster, 2339 nucleotides. RefSeq names its product zinc finger protein 14-like. Gene Ontology annotation, molecular function: DNA-binding transcription activator activity, RNA polymerase II-specific; RNA polymerase II cis-regulatory region sequence-specific DNA binding. Gene Ontology annotation, cellular component: nucleus. The record is from RefSeq and is a predicted model, not a curated record. Gene Ontology annotation, biological process: regulation of transcription by RNA polymerase II. The transcript has 4 exons. Bases 74 to 2326 code for a protein of 750 amino acids. Lineage: Eukaryota; Metazoa; Chordata; Mammalia; Rodentia; Muridae.
GCCUCUGCCGCCCGCUCUCUUCCGGCGCGGUGCUGUCAAGUUAGCUGAGAGAGCCCGGGGUGACUGAUCCCCCAUGGCCGUGAGACAGGCGAGCCCAGGAGCUACCGCGGGGCCGCUGGAGGCCCUGGGCGCAGACAUGGGCUCUGUGACCUUUGAAGAUGUGGCUGUAGACUUCACUGUGGAGGAAUGGGCUUUACUAGACUCUUCCCAAAAGAAGCUACACAAAGAUGUAAUGGAGGAAACCUUCAGGAACCUGGCUGCUAUAGGAAAAACACAAGAAGACCAGAACAUAGAUGAUGAACAUAGAUAUUCUAGAAGAAAUCAAAGAAAUGAAGUUGUGGAAAGACUGUUGGAGCAUAGCAAAGGCAGUGAAUGUAAAGAAAUCUCCAAACAGACUCCAAAAACCAUUGUGAACAGGAGAAUUUCUCAUAGAACAAUGCUUUGUGAAAACCAUGUGUACAAGGACAACAUGCUCAUUCGUCAUUCAUCCCUUAAUGUAUCUGUGCCUCUUCAGACUACACACAAACCUCAUGAAUAUGAACUACGUGGAGAGAACCUCUGUAAAUUUGGAGAAUGUGAGAAAGCCUUCAUUUAUCCAGAAUGCUUUCUGAAGCAUGAAGACGGCGACACUAGACAGAGAUCCUAUGAGUUUAACCAGUGUGAGAAAAUCUUCAAAAGUAAUAGUUAUGUUCAAAUCCGUGUGAAUGAUGAAAGGAGAGAAGAAAUAUGUAUAGAUAAGCAGCAUUAUAAUGCCUUUGCUUAUCCUGAUUUUCUUCAGUAUGUUGAAAAGAUCCACACUGGAAAGAAACCCUAUGCAUGUAAACAAUGUGGAAAAACCUUUUCCUUUUUGAGUAACAUUAGAAGACACGAACGAACUCACACUGGAGAGAAACCGUACAGGUGUAAUAUAUGCAAUAAAGCCUUCACUUGUUUAACUAACUUUCAAGAACAUGAAAGAACUCACACUGGAGAGAAACCCUAUUUAUGUACACAAUGUGGGAAAGCCUUUUCUUUUCUGAGUAACAUUCGAAGACAUGAACGUACUCAUACUGGAGAGAAACCAUACAGAUGUAAUAGCUGUGGUAAGGCUUUCAGUUAUUUGACGAACUUUCAAGACCAUGAAAGAACUCAUACUGGAGAAAAACCUUAUGUGUGUACACAGUGUGGGAAAGCUUUCACUUACUACUAUUCCUUUCAGACACAUAAACGAUGUCACACUGGUGAAAAACCUUAUGUAUGUAAGCAAUGUGGAAAAGCCUUCAGUUAUUACAAUUCCAUUCAAACACAUAAACGUUGUCACACUGGAGAAAAGCCCUAUGUAUGUAAGCUGUGUGAUAAAGCCUUUACUACUCUCAGUUCUCUUCGGUAUCAUGAGAGGGUUCACAGCGGUGAGAAGCCCCAUGUAUGUUUGCAAUGCGGGAAAGGUUUCAAUUCUUCCAGUACCCUUCGAAUACAUGGAAGGACUCACACUGGGGAGAAACCUUAUAAAUGUAAGAAGUGUGGGAAAGUCUUUAGCGUUGACAGUUCCCUCCGAUGCCAUGAGAGGAUUCACAGUGGAGAGAAGCCCUAUGUGUGUAAGCAGUGUGGGAAAGCCUUCACUCGCCAUACCUCCCUCCGAUGCCAUGAGAGGAUUCACGGUGGGGAGAAACCCUAUGUAUGUAAGCAGUGUGGGAAAGGUUUUAUUUCUUCCAGUAAUUUUCGAAAACAUGAAUGGACUCAUUCUGGAGAGAAACUCUGUAUAUGUAAACUAUGUGGUAAGCCCUUCACUGGUCACAGUUCACUUCAACGCCAUGAAAGAAUUCACAGUGGAGAAAAACCCUAUGUAUGUAAGCACUGUGGGAAAGGUUUCUCUUCUUUGAGUGGCUGUCAAAGACAUGAACAAAUUCACACCGGUGAGAAACCCCAUGUAUGUAAGAAUUGUGGGAAAGCCUUUACUAAUCCCAGUGCCCUUCGAAAUCAUGAGAGGAUUCACAGUGGUGAAAAGCCCUAUGUAUGUGAGCCGUGCGGGAAGGGUUUCAUUUCUUUUAGUAAGUUUAGAAUACAUGAACGGAUUCACACUGGAGAAAAACCAUAUAAGUGUAAGCAAUGUGGGAAAGCCUUCACUGGUCACAGUUCCCUUCGACGUCAUGAAAGGAUUCACAGUGGAGAGAAACCUUUUGUAUGUAAACAGUGUGGGAAAUCCUUUUAUACUUUAAGUGAUUGUCAAAGACAUGAACAAAUCCACACUGGUGAGAAACCUUUCAUUUGCAAGCAAUGUGGGAAAGCUUUUACCCGGUCCAGUUCCCUUAAAAUACAUGAGAAGACUCACAGUAGAAGAAAUCCCUAAGUGUAGAACAUGG